AAAUAGAUCUUCAGAAUACUCCUCAAGAGGAUUCUCGAGAAGAUUCUCAAGAGGAUUCUCAAGAGGAUUCCCAAGAGAAUUCUCAAGAGAAUUCACAAGCUGAAUCUAGUUUAAAUUUUUUUAAUAAGCGAAGUAAUCUUUCUCAUACUACUAUUAGACCUAAAGAGUAUACUCAUGAUAGGUCAAUAUCUAACAUGAUUGCUCAUUUAUGUUCAGAUCAUAGCAUUUUAAAUGAUAAUAAAUUAAAAUCUGAAAUUAAACAAGUAUACCAAACUAAAUUACCUGAUUUAAUCAAUAAUAAUAUCCCAUAUAAAAAAACUAAACAAUUAGAAAAUAAUAGAGCAGUUAUAGAAUGGAUUGUUCUUGAUAAUGAACUAUUUACUACAUCACGAAAAAAAAGAUUUCGUAGAAUGAUAGCAGUAAUUGAUCUAAAGUUUCAUCCUCCUUCUAAUCGUUUAAUAAAGAAUAACCUAGUAUUAAGUUAUAAAAAUAAUAUUAGUACUCUUGAAA
Molecule: messenger RNA, 510 nt
Organism: Scutellospora calospora
Lineage: Eukaryota; Fungi; Glomeromycota; Glomeromycetes; Diversisporales; Gigasporaceae
Source: the annotation of a GenBank genome assembly